Messenger RNA from Psylliodes chrysocephalus, 4736 nucleotides. NCBI's taxonomy places the organism in Eukaryota, Metazoa, Arthropoda, Insecta, Coleoptera, Chrysomelidae. The record is from the annotation of a GenBank genome assembly.
AUGAUAGCAGCAGCACAAGUCGACCACCCGCAAGGAUUCAUAAACCUUGCCCCACCUAUUUACAUUUUGACCAACGUAAGCUUGAAAACCGUUAAACGCCGCUCCCCUAUAUCAUCUCCAAAAAUAGUUUGGUUACCUCGGGGAGACCUCGACCGAUUUUGUUGGAGUUGUCUAGUAACAUUACUGUGGUAACGAUUUUAGUGAACUGUUUGUGUUAAAGUUAAGUAGUGGUGUAUUACUUUAUUGAAAAAUGGCAUCGCGAUCGAAAAAAGGAUCAACGCCGUCGGCUGUACAACGGCCGGCGAGCCCGCUGAGUCCCACAAGACACUCCAGAUUGCAGGAAAAAGCCGAUCUACAAAAUUUGAAUGACCGUCUGGCCGGGUACAUCGAUAGAGUAAGAUUUUUAGAAGGUGAAAAUAACAGGUUGACGAGGGAAAUUCAAUCCACCCAAGAAACCGUCACCAGGGAAGUUUCUAACAUCAAAUCUAUGUACGAUCAUGAAUUGUCGGAUGCUAGAAAACUCCUAGACGAAACCCAUCGUGAAAAAGCGCGUUUGGAAAUUGAUGUUAAGCGACUUUUAGAAGAAAAUGAUGAACUGAAAGCUGAUUUAGGUAAGAGGAACAAGGAGUUGCAAUUAGCCGAAAGUUCUGUUAGAAUCUAUGAAACUAGAUGUAACGAAUCGCAGCUCAAAGCUAAUCAGGCAAUUGCUGAUGCUAAGAAAGCUAUCGCCGAUGCUAAAGAACUCGAAAAAGAACGGGACAAGUUAAGGAAACUUCUUGAAGCAACACGUAAACAGUUGGAACAGGAAUCUUUGGCUAGAGUAGAUGUCGAGAAUAAAAAUCAAAGUCUUAGGGAAGAACUAUCCUUCAAUGAUCAGGUGCACCAGCAAGAGCUGACAGAAACCCGCACCCGCCGUCAAGUCGAAAUCAGCGAAAUCGAUGGCAGACUCGCCGAAAAGUACGAAGCCAAGCUCCAAGAAGCCCUACAAGAUCUCAGGGAUCAAUACGAAUCUCAGAUGGCCAACAAUCGCCACGAAAUCGAGUUGCUCUAUGAGCAGAAGAUCAAAAACUUGCAGGCGGCCAACGAUAGAAACCAGAAUUCCGCUUCCGCUGCUCUCGACGAGUUGAGACAAACCAGGACGAGAAUCGACACGAUAUCGUCGAGGAUGCAGGAUUUGGAGAACCAAAACGCUGGCCUGGCCGCCAGAGCAAGGGACUUGGAGAAGUUGCUGGAGAAUGAACGAAUGCGUCAUGCUGAAGAUCUAGCUCUAUUGGAAAGAGAGCUCCAAAGACUUAGGGAAGAAACAGCAAACCAACUUCAAGAAUACCAAGAUCUUAUGGACAUCAAAGUAUCUCUUGAUUUGGAGAUUGCGGCCUAUCGCAAACUUCUGGAAUCCGAAGAAGCGCGUCUUAAUAUUACUCCCAGCGGUCUUGAAGUAGCCCAGCACAGUCAACGCAGCUCCUCCCAGCGCCGCACUCCCAUCAGGGCGGGCGCUAAAAGAAAACGUACUCUGCUAGAAGAGAGCCAGGAAUCCAGCUUAUCGGAUUUCAGCAUAAACAGUUCAUCGAAAGGCGACAUUGAGGUAGCAGACGUCGAUGCCGAUGGACAUUUCAUCAGGUUACACAACAAGAGUAACCAGGAAGUUCCACUCGGUGGCUGGCAGGUGAUCAGGCGUGUCGGCGAAGAGGAGACUGUUUUUAAAUUCCAUAGGUCGCUUAAAUUGGAAGGCAACGGUUACGUGACGAUUUGGAGUUCCGAUCAAAAUAAGGACCACGAACCACCCAGCAAUCUCGUUAUGAAAGGACAAAAAUGGAUUGUCGGCGACAACAUGACCACUCUAGUAUUGAACAACAGCGGAGAAGAAAUUGCAAUUUCAGAAAGGGUAAAGAGGCAGAUUUCGAGCGCGCAUUUAAGACACAGAGAACGAUCGGGGGGCUACCUUUCCGAAGAACUCCAUCACCAGCAGGGCGACCCACAGGGUGACGAAAAGUGUCGGCUGAUGUGAGCUAAAAAAAUCAGAUCGAUUCAAAUGAAACUUAGCGUUUAAGGUUAGAUACUAAUACAGAACGGAGGUGCGUUCAUUCGGCCGCUUCACAUAUAUUUUUUUUCUAAGUGUAAUGAAUCGAUAUUCCUUCAAAGUAACUUCCUGAAGGCAGAACGAACACAACUUAAUUCUGUUAUUGACAAAAACUCACUUCGAAUUGAUCGAUUUAAGGGAAUGAGAAACAUUCCAAGUGGUUUCUUUUUUGGUUUAAAUGAUGAUGGCAUGCAAUUUUGAUUUGUGUUUGCAGAGAUCGACAAAGUUUCGUUUGGAAAUUGGAGUUGUUUUUCUAAUUUUCAGCGCUGCAUUCGAAUUUGAUCUCGGUUUUGGGAAUUACGGGUUUUCGAGAAAAAUUAUAACUAAAAUUCAUCUUACAAGAGAUAAGAUUAAAAAUACUCUUUAUAGUUAAAAUAUGUUUUCGUAAACAUAAGUUUUGUUUUAUUUCAUUUACUACUCGUGAAAUAGCAAUUAUUCCAUCUUUUGUAUAAUUUUUAUAUUCUAACCUAACAUUUAGUAGUUCAAAUGAACAUUUACACAAAAAGAAGAUUUUUGCAAUUCAGUAUUGCUAACUCUAAAAAAAUGAAUAGUUUAUCUCGAAAACAAUUAUUUUUUAAAAUUGGUUGUUAGUGUAGUUUUGGAUAUUAAAUCUGGAUUUACCUGUAUUUGAAACUAAUGAGAUGUAUUUUGUUUCCAAAUCUCGUUAAAUUUCAUGGUAUUGACAAAUAGUCACAUAACAAUGGUUGCGGUCCCUUAAGUAGGACACUACUUAAUAAAUAGAAGAAAAUGGGUGCCCUCCUUUUUUAAUUUUAACAUAUUUUGAGAUGGUUUUGAAUCAUUAUAUAUUUUGAACCUUCAUACUUUUUUUUUCUAAUUUUGACAUAUAUAGUGAGUUUUUUUUGUAAUAGCAAGUGUCAAAAUGAUCUUCUUUAUGCAACGAGUUGCAUAAAGUUGAACAUUAUGAAACUGGUUACGAAAAAUUCAUUAUGUCACUAGUUGCGAAAUAGUACAUUAUACACUUAGGUUGAGAAGUGAACUAUUACUACGCACCUCAGGAUAUAAUGUGAGAGGUUUAUAAUGGCCUCAACCGAAGUAUAUAUAAUUUUUUUUUUACUACUAACACUGAUAUAUUACCAUAUUUGAUUUGAUUAGAUUUUAAUAAACCCAACUAGCUAUUUCCUACUUAUUUUUCAAAUAUUUCGAAAUAUCUAGUAGUCUGGGAGUUUAGUUGUCAAAUUAACAACAUGAAACUAAUGGAAUGGAAUUCAAUUAUUUACCUAGGUGUUUUUUUAUUAUCAUUAUUUACCUAGGGUGAGAAAUAUUACUUUUCAUUAGAGGAAUGGAGUAAAAGAAGAAAAUUCUUUUUUACAUACAUUAUUAUUGAAAGUUUAUAUCAAAGGAGGGAAGGCUAUAUAUAAAUAGAAUUUGGUUAAAUCACUUACAACUUAGUAAUGAAGUUAUGCAUAUGGAACUAACAAUACAAGAAAGUAAUAUUGGUUGCAUAGAUGUUAUUAAUUUUUUUCAAGCACAAUUUUAUAAAUAAUCUAGUCAAAAUUAGAAAAAAAUAUUGUAUGCAAAACGUUACGAAAUGCCGAAUAUGGCAUUUCGUAACUGGUUGCAUAAUAAGUGACAAAAUGGGAAAAACAACUUCAAAUUACUUCAUUUUAAGACAAAUAAGUCCAAAAAAAACUUUGUAGGUGUUUGCGAAGUGUAGAAAAUAUAAACAAGCAAUCGAAAGAUUAAACAAGUUAUGUUAAAAAUUAACAUCACAUAAUUAUAAUCUUUUCUUGAGUAACAUCUUUUAGUUCUGCAUUUAUUUUAUACAAGUGAGAAUGAAUUAUGAUUAGCAUUCAUUCAAUUUCGUUUAUUAAAUUGUUUUCUUUUAUACAUAAAUAUAUUAAAUAAAAAAAAUGUGUUAAACGUGUUUUUUUGCAGUAUAACGUGACAUACCGACCGGAUGGGUGCUAAAAAAAUUGUUAUUUUGAUACAUAAAACACCAGACGUGUUUCUUUUUGUUUGUAUUUUUACACUAUUUUCUAAUCAUCCUGGAAGUUUUAUUUUAUUAGUAAAUAAAAGAAAAUUAAAAAGAAGUGCAGUUUUGUGGUAAUUUGUUAAUUUUAAACAAAAAGAAACGUGUUAAUUGUAAUUAUUGUGUUUCAAAAUGUUGGGUAAGAACAAACGAAAGUAAGCUUUUUGUCAAUAUUUAAUUUUUGUACUAAAAGAAAAUUAUAUUUGAUUAUGUAAAUCUCGUGAGAGAGUUUCCUAGUAAGGUUUCUGUUGUAAAAGGUAUUUAUAGACUUUUAUAUAUUUUUAUUUUAUUAAGUAUUGAACCUAUUAAAGUACAAGUUAUAAAAAAAUCAUUACGAACACAUGGUCUGUUUGUGUUCCGUGACAUUUUUUAUGAACUUUGAGAAAGAAAUAAUUUAUUUUUGUGUUUUUACAUCUUUACCGCUCUGCAUUUUUUAAAACUUUUUUGGUAUAGGUUUAAGUUUAAAUGUAUACUGCUUCGUUUUUGUAUGUGUUCAAUAAACUGUAUGAAGUUCACUAGUUUUUUGUUGUGCCUUACAACAUACCGAUAAGAAAUUGCAUAAUUUAGAUUUUAGUGUUUAGAGGAAGGAAAUAGAUAGACUUAGUUCAUGUACCUCUUAAAAAUUUUAUGUUUUUCAAGGAUUCAAAAUAAAGUAUAUUUUCACGAAAC